UAUUGUUUUUGGUAAUAAUAACAAUGCACGAGUCUGAAAAUGUUACGUUGCGCAAGGAAUGUCCAGCAGAUGAAGUGCACAAAUCCUGUUCUUUCCACGAAGAGUACACGUGCUGGGCGCAGCCAGAUCGCAUGGAGAGGGUCAAGUCUCCUGCUAGAAGACUGCCCCAUUGCAGGACUGGAUGUUAUUGCAAGAAGGGUUUAGUUCGCGAAUAUCCCGGUGGCCCAUGCAUUGUGACCGCUGGUUGCCGCAACCGAAAACUACAGUCGGUGCUGAAGCAUUUACCCACAGGUUACCCUUACUCGCCACGGGGAGGAAUUUAUUUUUAAUGUGGUCUUGUAGAGUGUAAUUAGAGGUAUACUCCGUUGCAAAUUGAUCUUAGUACUAAAUC
Messenger RNA from Helicoverpa armigera (cotton bollworm), 391 nucleotides. RefSeq lists its product as uncharacterized. NCBI's taxonomy places the organism in Eukaryota, Metazoa, Arthropoda, Insecta, Lepidoptera, Noctuidae. The record is from RefSeq and is a predicted model, not a curated record. Bases 24 to 329 code for a protein of 101 amino acids. The transcript has 3 exons.